GCGGAACCCGAGACCUAGAAUUGAGCUCAAGUGGAUUUUUCGAGGCGCGUCUGGCUCCGAGCGGCCUCUAUCAGAUUUGUUUUGUUUGCGCUCGGCCAGCAACAAUUAUCGCAUUUGAAUCGUUUCGCGCCGACGACAUAAUUGAAAUGCACUGCAAAUUAAUAGCGUACAACUCUUCGUAAUUAUUUGCAUCCAUUUUCUCACGAAAGUUGCGGCUGUACAUAACGUGCAUUUUUGUCCCCUAGUGCGGCGCGACAGGCUUGGGAACCUCACGGAAUCCCAACCCUGGUGAAGCUUUGCUUCGCUUGUUCUCGCGAUAGCAUUUUCAGCACGCAGCGAUUGAAGCUUAUUGGAAGCUAGGCCCACUGGCUCCUUGUUGCCACGAUGGCUUCUGGCUCUUUAUUUGGCGGCCUUUAUGGCAAUGCAGGCAAUUCAUUCCAGAAUUCGACACAGCGCCCAGGCUUUGGUCUUUCUCAACCACAGCAAAGUCAGCAGAACAACCAGUCUCAACAGAUGAUCCAGUCGCAACAGGCUGGCAGUUCACUAUGGAAGCCCGGCAUGAUGUCGCUUCACCACAAGACGAUACCAGAGCAGAUGCACACAUUAACAUGCAAAUGGGACCCGGCACACCACUCGUGUGAGUUCAAGACCUACUUUUACAACAAGGUCGACGAAGCAGCUAUACCAUUCUACGGCCCCGCGCCGGGCGACGACCCAAAGGCAUGGGAGGAGGCUCUGGCUGAGAAGCCCGGCCCCGGCUACAUCCCCGUGGCGGCCGUCGGAUUCCAGGCGCUCGCGCAACGCCUCAACGCUCAGAGGCUGGCCGUGGGUCAGUUCAACCAGCGCCUGCACGAGAUCAACGCCAGUCUAGACGCCAUUCUGUCGAGGCACGACCUUGAGACAUCAGUGCGCACCAUGGCGGCCCGCAGGAGGCAUGCGGAGCUGCGCAAGAGGAGCCUGAAGCUUGCAGCGCGGGUGCAGGUGCUGCGGAACCGGGGUUACGCGCUUAGUGGCGAUGAAGACGACCUCAGGAUCAAGCUGGCUGCGCUGGAGCGGACGGCCCAGGACCCGGCGCUUGGCGCAAGGUUGGAGGAGCUCUGGAGCAGGCUCAUCACCCUGCGAGACUACGCCGAGCAGUUGAAGAGUGAGAUCAGCAAAGGUGCGCCGGCUGAGAUACAGACUGGACUUGGAGAGGAGGUUGAGGCCAAGGCGAAAAAGAUUCUCGAGGACUAUGAGAAGCAAAUACAGCAUCUCAAGAAAGAGUUGGAGCUAGUCAAGACUGAGUACGAUGAUUGGGAGAAACAAACCACACCUGCUGCUAGGUAAUGACCUCGGUAACUCACGGCAUGUACCUUAUGCAAGCAGAUGGAUAAGCUGGGAUGAAAAAUAUGGACUUUUUUCCUGUCAAAAGUUCUGUCCUCAGGAGCGGUGGCCUAACCCACGCCGCUUCUGAUGAGUCUGAGAUGGUGGAUGGCUCACGGUGGGUAUCUGUUACAAAACAAAACCACGUGCAAAAGAAGCCAGGAAGCAUUUGAUCAACUGUAAAGAACAGAGGAUGAAUGUGAGAUGCCGAUAGUCGGUAAUCGGCUUCAAUGUAUCUCAGAAUGUUGGCGUGAAUACCCUUGAAUUCUUACUAAAUAUUUCAAAAAAAAAAAAAAAAAGAAACACGUGGGAAAAUCAGCCCAGCAAUUUUAGAUCAUAUACCUUUGGAUGCGGUUGAUAGUCUAUAGACAGGACCAAGCGCAUCGUGAACAAAUAAAGUCCAUAACAAGGAGAAUUCAAGACUGCUGGACCA
Messenger RNA from Pyricularia oryzae 70-15, 1795 nucleotides. RefSeq lists its product as uncharacterized. Gene Ontology annotation, molecular function: structural constituent of nuclear pore. Lineage: Eukaryota; Fungi; Ascomycota; Sordariomycetes; Magnaporthales; Pyriculariaceae. Gene Ontology annotation, cellular component: nuclear pore central transport channel; nuclear pore. The transcript is spliced from 4 exons. The record is from RefSeq and is a predicted model, not a curated record. Bases 385 to 1326 code for a protein of 313 amino acids. Gene Ontology annotation, biological process: nuclear pore organization; protein localization to nuclear inner membrane; NLS-bearing protein import into nucleus.